Messenger RNA from Myotis lucifugus (little brown bat), 2123 nucleotides. It is a transcript of the gene HIPK4, whose product is annotated as homeodomain interacting protein kinase 4. Gene Ontology annotation, biological process: peptidyl-serine phosphorylation; peptidyl-threonine phosphorylation. The record is from RefSeq and is a predicted model, not a curated record. NCBI's taxonomy places the organism in Eukaryota, Metazoa, Chordata, Mammalia, Chiroptera, Vespertilionidae. Gene Ontology annotation, cellular component: cytoplasm; nucleus. The transcript has 4 exons. Gene Ontology annotation, molecular function: ATP binding; protein tyrosine kinase activity; protein serine/threonine kinase activity. The coding region runs from base 1 to 1836 and encodes 611 amino acids.
AUGGCCACCAUCCAGUCAGAGACUGACUGUUACGACAUCAUCGAGGUGCUGGGCAAGGGCACCUUCGGGGAGGUGGCCAAGGGCUGGCGGCGAAGCACGGGCGAGAUGGUGGCCAUCAAGAUCCUCAAGAACGAUGCCUACCGCAACCGCAUCAUCAAGAACGAGCUGAAGCUGCUGCGCUGCAUGAGGGGCCUGGACCCCGAGGAGGCCCACGUCAUCCGCUUCCUCGAGUUCUUCCACGACGCCCUCAAGUUCUACCUGGUUUUUGAGCUGCUGGAGCAAAACCUUUUUGAAUUUCAGAAGGAGAACAACUUUGCGCCGCUUCCUGCCCGGCACAUCCGCACGGUCACCCUGCAGGUGCUCAGAGCCCUGGCCCGGCUCAAGGAGCUGGCCAUCAUCCACGCCGAUCUCAAGCCUGAGAACAUCAUGCUGGUGGACCAGACCCGCUGCCCCUUCAGGGUCAAGGUGAUCGACUUUGGCUCAGCCAGCAUUUUCAGCGAGGUGCGCUACGUGAAGGAGCCGUACAUCCAGUCGCGCUUCUAUAGGGCCCCCGAGAUUCUGCUGGGGCUGCCCUUCUGUGAGAAGGUGGACGUGUGGUCACUGGGGUGUGUCAUGGCCGAGCUGCACCUGGGCUGGCCGCUCUACCCUGGCAACAACGAGUAUGACCAGGUGCGCUACAUCUGUGAGACCCAGGGCCUGCCCAAGCCCCACCUGCUGCACGCCGCCCGCAAGGCCCACCACUUCUUCAAGCGCAACCUCCACCCUGAUGCCACCAACCCCUGGCAGCUCAAGUCUUCGGCUGACUACCUGGCUGAGACCAAGGUACGCCCACUGGAGCGCCGCAAGUACAUGCUCAAGUCACUGGACCAGAUUGAGACGGUGAAUGGCAGCGGGGCAGCUGGACGGCUAACCUUCCAGGAUCGGGAGGCGCUGGCCGAGCACGCUGACCUCAAGAGCAUGGUGGAGCUGAUUAAGCGCAUGCUGACCUGGGAGUCGCACGAGCGCAUCAGCCCCAGUGCCGCCCUGCGCCACCCCUUCGUGUCCAUGCAGCAGCUGCGCAGUGCCCACGAGACCACCCGCUACUACCAGCUGUCGCUGCGCAGCUGCCGCCUCUCGCUGCAGGUGGAGGGCAAGCCCCCCGCGCCUGUGGUGGCUGCUUCGGAGGAGGGGCCCCCCUACUACCGCCUGGCUGAGGAGGAGGAGGCCGUGGGUCUCGGCAGCGUGGCGGGCAGUGGGCCCUUCUUCCGUGAGGAGAAGGCACCGGGCAUGCAGAGGGCCAUUGACCAGCUGGAUGACCUGAGCCUGCAGGAGGCGGGCCAUGGGCUGUGGGGCGAGACCCCCAGUGCGCUGGCCCCACUCAAGGCAGCUGUGGCUGGCCUCCGGGUGCCCGACUCGGGCCCCGAGCCCAUCCUGGCCUUCUACGGCAGCCGGCUAGUUGGCCGCCACAAGGCCCGCAAGCCGCCCACAGGCUCCAAGUCCGACUCCAACUUCAGCAACCUCAUCCGGCUGAGCCAGGCCUCGCCCGAGGAGGAGGGGCCCUGCCGGGGCAGCGGCUGGGCAGAGGGAGAGCACCGCGGAGCCUCCGCAAAGCCGCCCACCAUCCCGAAGCGGGACGGGGACGGGCCAGACGUCAAGGACAUGACUAUGGAUGCUGAGAGGCCGAGCCCUGAGCUCUUCGACCCCAGCACCUGUCCUGGAGAAUGGCUUAGUGAGCCAGACUGGGCCCUGGAGGGCAUCAGGGGCCCACGGGCUCAGGGGCUCCCACCCCGCCAUGCCCACCCACAUGGUCCACCCCGGGCCACCAGCUUUCUGCAGCAUGUCGGCGGGCAGCAUUGAUGGUGACCCCACCUACACCCAUCACUGGUGGCUGAGCUAGCUGGGCUGGCAUCCCUUCCUCAGAGCCAUCCCCUGAACCCACAAAUUCUUACAGAAACAGUUAUCCAGAAAUUCCCAUUCCCCCACCCACAGUGCAUGCCUGCACAUACCCCCAAACACAGGAGGGCCUUGGUGUCUGGCCUGUGACCACCUCGAUCAGAGGGGCACAGAGAGGUGGCUGCACCCUGUUGGCCCUGAGCACGUUCUUGGCCCUGCUGUCUCUGCCUAUUUCAAUAAAGAACUGUUCA